This is a messenger RNA of Aureobasidium vineae, 6447 nucleotides long. Lineage: Eukaryota; Fungi; Ascomycota; Dothideomycetes; Dothideales; Saccotheciaceae. The record is from the annotation of a GenBank genome assembly.
AUGGACGUGCCGACAAGGACACUUAACCUGCUUGCUCGGCAAGGGUCACAAACGAAGCCCGUCGAUGUCUUUGCUUCGCUAAUCUCAAAUCCUUUCGCACAAUCGGCAAGUNCUUCCAUGACCAUCGGCUCCAAUCUUGUCGUCGUCUACGCUCCUCGCUCACGACAUGCCGACUCCAAACACGCCCCACCGCCGGUCGGCAAGGGUGUACUCGAUUGGGUCGCACCCGUCCUCAAGACAAAAGAGCUGGAACUGGUCGAGAAGGUUGGACUCGACGCCACCAUCUUCCUACGCUUCGCAAACAUGUGCCGAAACAUUUUUGUUUGCAUCACCGUGGUGGGCCUUGCCAUUUUGNUCCCCAUCAAUUUGUACGAGCAUCGUAGCUCUCUCGGCAGCGUCCACACAGAGAACUUCUUCACGCAGUUGACGUCGCAGGGCGUCCAGGGCAAAUAUCUGUGGGGCUACGUCCUGCUCGCCUGGUUCGCAAACUUGACUAUCGCCUUCUUCCUCUGGCGCAACUACAAGAGCGUUGCCAGAUUGCGCAGAGCUUAUUUCGACAGUCCGGAAUAUCAGAAGAGUCUGCAUUCUCGAACUCUUCUUGUCACCGAGAUCCCCAGAGGUCUUCGAACUGACGAAGGACUUGUCAAGAUCGUCACUGAAGCCAAAGACACUGGCUCAAACCCGCGUACCGCCAUUGCUCGCAACGUCAAAGAUCUACCAGAACUCAUCGACGAGCACAACGAGACGGUCAGAAACCUCGAGCAGGUGCUUGCUAAGUACCUCGCAAAUCCCAACAAGCUGCCGCCAAAGCGACCGACAUGUUCCGUGAACAAGUCUGAUCAGACCUACCGCAAGGGCCAGAAAGUCGAUGCUAUCGAAUAUUUGACUGCGCGUAUUAGAGAGCUCGAGAUCCAGAUCAAGGAGGUCAGAGAAUCCAUCGACAAGAGAAACGCCAUGUCAUAUGGAUUCGCCAGUUAUGAAUCAAUCGCCGAUGCUCAUACUGUUGCAUACAAAACACGCAAGAAGGGUCCACAAAAGACAUCAAUUCGUCUGGCACCUAGGCCGCACGAUCUCAUUUGGAAGAACUUGCCCAUGACAAGUAAACAACGAAACUGGCAAACCUUUAUCAACAACAUCUGGGUCGCUGUUUUGACUGUUGUUUGGAUCGUCCCUAACGCUCUCAUUGCCGUUUUCCUUUCCAAUUUGGGCAAUUUGGCCAAAUUGUGGCCUGCUUUUGCGACUAAUCUCGCCAACAACCCGAAGACAUGGGCUGUCGUUCAGGGUGUGGCAGCACCUGCUCUCACGUCUCUCUUCUACUACUUCCUGCCUGCCAUCUUUCGAAAACUGAGCAACAACGCGGGUGAUUUGUCAAAGACCAGCAGAGAACGCCAUGUCAUGCACAAGCUCUACACCUUCUUCGUUUUCAACAACUUGUUUCUAUUCUCGCUUUUCGCUGCCAUCUCGGGUUAUGUCCGUGCCGUCAUCGACAGCAGUGAGCAAGAAGACGCCUGGUCUGCCAUCAAAGACGGUCAAUUGUUGCAGAAGGGUAUAACGGCCCUCAACUCGGUCUCAACCUACUGGAUUACUUGGCUACUUCAACGUAAUCUCGGCGCCGCUGUUGACCUUGCUCAGUUUGUCAACCUUGCCUGGGGCUCGUUUUCACGUCACUUCCUGCAUCCUACUCCCCGUGAGCUAAUCGAACUAAGCGCGCCACCGACGUUUGAUUAUGCUGGAUACUACAAUUACUUCUUGUUCUACUCGACUGUCGCAUUGUGUUUCUCAUACAUUCAGCCACUGGUACUGCCUGUCACGGCUUUCUACUUCUGGGUUGAUUCGUAUCUGAAGAAGUAUCUGCUCAUGUACGUCUUCAUCACCAAGACAGAAUCCGGAGGUCAGUUCUGGAAGGUCUUGUUCAACCGAUACAUCUUCCUCACCAUUCUCUCCGACGCUCUGGUGGCUUUGGUCUGCGUAGGUAACACCACCUUUGGCUACACUGAAUGGUUGCCCAAGGUCUGCGCUCUGGCCCCAUUGCCAAUCAUUAUGUUGGCUUUCAAGUGGUGGUGCGCUUCGCACUUCGACAACAAGUUGACCUUCUACACAACUGGAGUUACAGCAGCGGACACCGAGAAUGCAGCAGAGAUGAAGACCAAGCGCACAGACCGUGUCGGCGUCCGCUUUGGUCAUCCUGUGCUUUACAAGCCCCUCAUCACACCUAUGGUCUCGGCAAAAUCGAGGCAUCUUCUGCCAACCGUUUACUCCGGUCGUACUGCAGAGGUAGACAUCCCAGUGGCCGGAUAUUCGGAUGUAUACAUGGAUGCCAUGGCGCACGACGAGCCUGGUAAGACGGCUAAGGGCGAGGCACCGGCACCUUUCGAGUUUGUGUCCGAGAACCAGAUGGACUUCGAGUUCUAUAAGAACCGACCCGAGUUCAGGGAUGUAGCAGGUGGUGAGGGAGAACUCUACGGCAGACCUCAAGAUCAGGUGCGUAGAGGAUCGCACGGUACUUUGAUGACACAAGAUGGCACUGUCAUGACGGACUACGACAGCCGCAGAGGGUCGAGUGAUUCUGCAGCCACAAGGACGGGCGAUGAGAUGGGCACGACUUAUCCUCAGGGAUACCACAAGACACCGACGGCACUGCGCGAUAACAGUCCUGCCAGUAGUGUACGCUCGAUGGAUAUCGGUAAUGCCGAUCGCCGUUACGAUAACGAACACCUCUUGUCGGGAGCAGCAGUCGUCGCCGAGCCGGCAAAGGUCAACAGCCUGGAAAGCCUCCGAGCAUGGAUCCAGCGCACCGCCCACAUCCCCGUCAAUAAACAGGUCUUCCUGACAAACAAGGGCAAGGCCGUACGGCCGCAGACGCUGCUCACCGAGCCCGAAAUCUACGUCUUUGACUCGUCCUCGUUCUCGCCCACCAAUACCAGUCUCUCGCUCAUCCCGGACCCAUCUCCUCUGAACCCUGACACUCCGCCCGACUCUAUCGCCAACCAUGACCAGCUUCCAUCAUGGAACGACUUGUUUCGUCGUCGACUCGACUGGGCAAGAGCUCUGCGCGAUCAGUACGCCGACUGGGUUGACAGUACACAGCGAUACCAUCAAGAGCAGGCCAUCAUCGAACAGAGCGUCAACGUCGCUGUCAUGAGCCUGCACCUCCACAUCCGUUCUACCGAACAGAGAUAUCACAACGAGGAAGAGUGGGUGGACAAACUGCUUAAGCAGCAGGAGGCACACGUCGACAGCUGGGAAAGAGACCUUGAUAUUCUGCAGCACAUUCCAGCCAAUCCCGACUUUGCUCGCUACAUCCAGUCCCAGACCGCUGUGUCUUUGCAGCAAUCUGGACAUGACUCCAAUGUCACGCUACAGCAAUUCGUCCAGGUCGACCACAUCAGACAAGCCGCAUCGUCUGCUCAGAACAUCAUGACCAACUUCGCACAAAGGGUUCACAACAUUCAACAAUCGCUAGACACAACCGCGAAAGAUAGCGAGGCUCUCCUUGACGCCGUUCAGACUGUGAGUCUUAGUCGAGUCGACAAUACGGACGAGCCAGCAAAGCUCCUCGAAGAGGUCGAUAUUAUCGUGAACAAAAUGUCCAAUGACUUGGAACACGUGAAAUCCUUGCCAAACAAUGCCCAGAAUGCCGCGAGAGCUUCUAAAAUGGCUCUGCUACACACACGGAACUACCUGCCUAAUCUCGACGGUUUGUGUCUCGAGCUCAACUCACUGGUCCGCCAGACAAUUCAACAACGUAACAAUGCCGCUCAGAACUUUUUGCAUCACAUGCAGACUUUGUCCAGCAUCGAGUCUCGUCUGGCUCAGGUACACUCAAGUCUCAAAAAUCUGAACAUGUCGCAGAGUGACGAGCAAGUUUUUGACACACUCAACGUCUUGUCUAAGCUUCCAUUUGUCUAUGGCUCUCUCAUGAUCGAAGCUGUACGUCGUCGUGAAUGGGCCGACAAAAUGAAGUCUGACUCUGCCACACUCGCUGAAGAGAUGGCUACCUAUCAGGAAGAGGAAGAGCGCCGUCGGACUAAAUGGCUCAAGUCUGUCGAUGAUGUCGUCAAGACUGAAGUCUUUGAAGGGCAGCCUUUGAGCGUCGAAGUGAACCUUCAAGCGGAUGAUCUCGAGUGGCCUAUCGUGCAGAGACAGCAUUUACAAGAGUACAUCCAGAUCUUAACCGAACUGGAGCUGCCUGACUCUGUUACGCAAACUCUAUCAACUGCCCUCAAGGAUCUGGACCGUCCUACCAAGAAGCAGAUCAAGCAUGCCAAGACGUUCAAGAAUGGCAGUAUGCACGAGGCCGCUUUUGGAACCACUUCCCUCAUGCUUCGUGGUGAGGACGAGUACAAGGUUCUCAGAGAAGCAAACAUCAAGCUCGAGGAAGAGUUGAAAGGGCAGAAGAGUCGAGUACGAAGACUAGAAGAUAUUCUUCACCGCCAUGCUCACAUGAACCGCGUUACGACGGGUGAUAGUUUCAGGCCCUCGAUCGAACUGGUUUCCGACAUGGUCAGCCCGAUUCCGCCAUCGCCAAGACCUUCAGAGGAAUUGGUCAGGCAGACUGUCAGCUCUAGACGUCCGUCUUCAAGCUUAGCUGCUGAAGAUGGUAAACUCGCAAAGCGCAUAGUAUCGCUCGAAGCCGAACUCCACGCCGCCAAGGAGCAUUCUUCAAAUCUCGAAAAGGAUGCUGAGAACAGAAAGCGGAAGGAUGUUGAUGCCGAGAUUGCAAAGAUGAAACAGUCUGCGGAGGAAGCACAGCUGAAGCACCACACUGAUCUUGAAGAAACCCAGUCUUUGCUGCGGAAACAGCAAGAAGAGAACCAACGCCUGAAGGAGCAACUGCAAGUCCUUACAAAGAGUAAAGAAGAACAGCAACAGUACGAAUCUGAUAACUUCCGGAUUCUUAAAGAGACUCACAAGCAUCUAUCGCCCACCAGCUCACCUCCAGAGAAGUUCAUGGAUCUGGUUCCUGCUUUGGAAGGGCUUGCACAGAAGUCUGCGGAUCAUAGUAGCACUCAGAGGACUGAGCUCAAAGCAGUCAAGGCGAAGCAGGCUGUUAACGAGACUGAGCUCAUUCGCUUGCAAGAUGAGAUGGAGGCAGAGAAGGCGCACGCCGAAUCGCUGGCAACGUGUCUUGAAGACGAACGCGAGCAGUUGCGCAAGCUUCGCUCAAAGUUCGCCGACGGAGAAACGGGUGCAGAUGUGCUUCGCCAGCGUGUCACAGAGGAGGAAGGUAGAGUCAUCCAACUCUCGGAACAGCUCUCCGAUACUCAGACUCGUGCUGCUAGUCUUGACGUGGAAAUCAUGCGAGUACAGAAGCAGCUCAACGAUGCGAAAUCCACAGCUGCUUCUGUCGAGGAACAACUCAGGCAGCGUGGUGCUCGUGCCAGGGAGAUUGCACAGCGCCUGGAUGGCAAUAUGAUCAUCGAGCGGGCUUCUAAGGUCACUGCUAGCACCACUUUCGACCCUACAUCAAGUCUCACUCGUGCGAUAUCGAUGUCCUCGCCCCCUCCGACACGCAAAACGUCUACCGUUUCCGAUGAUUCUUCAAGUCUUACUUUCCUGCACUGGUCCGAAGCCACCGAUGCGGCUGAAGAAGAAUCGCAAUAUGCUGACUAUCUGAACCAUAUCUCCUUGUUCAGCACCGACAUCUUCAGCGAAGCUAUCAGCAAACGCCUUCGUGACUUUGAAUACACGGCUCGGAAGUGGCAAAAGGAGGCACGCGGAUACAAAGAGAAGAACACGCGCUUGCAAGCCGAGUCCUCAGUCAAGAUUGCGGUUAGAGACUUUAAAGAAGGCGACCUCGCCUUGUUCUUGCCGACUAAAGGCCAGCGAACCGGCGCAUGGGCCGCCUUCAACAUCAAUGCACCACACCAUUUCUUGCGGGAACGUGAAGGUAUGGUUCUAAACCGCCGUGAGUGGCUCGUCGCCCGCAUCUCCAAGAUUGAGGAGCGUGUUGUCGACUUGUCGAAACCAGCUGCAUCAUUCGAUGGUCGCAGCAUUGGCUCAACAAGCGUGGACGCCGCUUCUCUGGACGAGAUGAACGACAACCCUUUCGAUCUCUCUGAUGGAUUGACAUGGUAUCUGGUGCAUGCAUCCGAAGACAAGCCCGGCGCUCCAACUACGCCAGGCUUAGGCAAGAGCACCGUCGCCAGCUCAUCCGUAGACGCUAGAGGCAGUAUACGCAUGAAGAAACAGAGUGACCUGAGCGAAGCAGCAAAGACACUUAACAAGAGUCUCGACAGCCGACGCAGCAGCUCAAACUCUAAGAAAGGACUUACAGCAGGCUUCUUGGGCGAAUCUGUAAGAAGGGGAGAGAGUGGAAAUAGCGUUGGAGAUGAGUCUUUGAGGAGGAAGGCAAGUGAGAGGGGUUUGGGUGUUGACUCUUCGGCCGCCACUGCCGCCACCUCGCCGCAGGAUCUGUCAUCGUCACAGCAGCAGCAGCAAUCUCAG